CACCGCCUUUGAAAAUUAUUCUGAUUUUUUCUCUUUCCCACACAAAAUAAAACCCACCUCCUCCCAAGCAUGAUGGCUCUCUUGAAACCUCAAACACCACACAAAAUGCCAUUAGAAUCCGGAGACAGGCGCCUAGCUCGAACCCAAAACAACUUAGGGUCAAACCCACCGCCACAGCUGGCUGAGCCACUCACUUGCCCAAGGUGCCAGUCCACCAACACCAAGUUUUGUUACUAUAACAACCGCAAAGUUUCCCAGCCCCGCCAUUUCUGCAAGUCAUGCCGCCGCUACUGGACCCAUGGCGGUACACUUCGGGACGUCCCCAUUGGUGGUGGGACCCGCAAGAAGUCCAAACGCUCUCGCUCUUUUCCUUCUUCCAAUUCUACUUCGUGUUCCUCCACUAAUACCUCAAUUUCCACUUUGUCCACUGUGACCCAUGAGCCUGAAUCCUUGCCCGGGCUCGCUAAUCUUGACUCGGCGUUACCCUUGUUCAAGUUCGAGAGUUCAAAUAAUCUGAAUCUGAAUGAGAACCUCCUUGUAAGCGAAAAUGAAAAUUUCAUCUCGCUACUGAACUCGCAGCAGGGAUCAGGGUUCAUGGGGAUGGUCGACUACGAGCCAAGUUUUGGAUACGGAUUAUGGGAAGUGGGGGAUGGGUUUGGUGGUAGAGGGGGUUGGCCAAUGGGGUAUGUGAAUGGAGGUGCUUUGGAGUGCAAUACGUUGCAGGUAGGUGAUGUUGAAGGAGGAUGUGGGUUGGGGGACAAAGAUUGAUUUUCUUGGCCUGGUCUUGCAAUUUCCAGGGCAAGAUAAAGUGAUUUGUUUCUUUCCUACAUCGAGGAAAAGGUUUUCUUGAACGCUUUCUCUUUAUGGGUGGGGUUUUGGAUGUUCUGUUUAGCUUUAUUACAGGUUCUGUUUUAGUUUCAGUUGUCCUUUUCUUUUUGGUUCCUAUAGAUAGGUUAUGGCAUAGAAUAUGACUGGUAUCAAGUCUCUGGUUGGUAGUAACUUCUCUGUUCUAAUGGCUUUGUAAAGGUUUUUGUGUCUUUCUUGAACACAUCCAUGGAAUGGAAGAAGAAAAAGAGAUGCAUGAAUUGCUGUUUUC
Messenger RNA from Hevea brasiliensis (rubber tree), 1096 nucleotides. Its product is annotated as dof zinc finger protein DOF1.6. Gene Ontology annotation, biological process: regulation of DNA-templated transcription. The transcript has a single exon. Gene Ontology annotation, molecular function: DNA binding; DNA-binding transcription factor activity. NCBI's taxonomy places the organism in Eukaryota, Viridiplantae, Streptophyta, Magnoliopsida, Malpighiales, Euphorbiaceae. The record is from RefSeq and is a predicted model, not a curated record.